UUUAAAGGGGCGCAGCGCCUUCAGCAACCGGAGAAGCUUCGUUGCACGCGACCUGGUGUGUGAUCUCUGAGUGGGUGGGGGAGGUUCGAGGAGGAGAAAAAAAUAAGACAUUGCACUAGAAAUCCGGGAAGGGUUUUUGUUGUUGUUUAGUUUGCCAUUGCCUCCUCCAACCCUACGCCUCCGAGCCUCUGCAGUGCAAUGUCCCGCCUGCUGCAUGCAGAAGAGUGGGCUGAAGUGAAGGAGUUGGGGAACCACCAUCGCCAUCCCCAGCCGCACCACCUGCCGCAGCCGCAGCCUCCACAGCCACCUGCGACCCUGCAGACGAGAGAGCAUCCCGUUUACCCGGCCGAGCUGUCCCUCCUGGACAGUACCGACCCACGCGCCUGGCUGGCUCCCACUUUGCAGGGCAUCUGCACGGCACGCGCCGCCCAGUACUUGCUGCAUUCUCCGGAGCUGGGUGCCUCCGAGGCCGCGGCGCCCCGGGAAGAGGCGGACGGCCGGGCGGACCUGGUGAGGAGGAGCGGCGGUGGAGGCGGCGGCCACAGCAGCAAAAGCCCCGGGCCGGUGAAAGUGCGGGAACAGCUAUGUAAGCUGAAAGGCGGGGUGGUGGUAGACGAGCUGGGCUGCGGCCGCCAGCGCGCCCCUUCCAGCAAACAGGUGAAUGGAGUGCAGAAGCAAAGGCGGCUGGCGGCCAACGCCAGGGAGCGACGCAGGAUGCACGGGCUGAACCACGCCUUCGAUCAGCUGCGCAACGUUAUCCCGUCCUUCAACAACGACAAGAAGCUGUCCAAGUACGAGACCCUGCAGAUGGCCCAGAUCUACAUCAACGCCUUGUCUGAGCUGCUGCAAACGCCUAACGGCGGGGAGCAGCAUCCGACACCGCCGCCAGCAUCUUGCAAGAACGACCACCACCACCUUCGCUCCUCUGCCACCUACGAAGGCGGCGCCGGCACUGCGACCGCAGCGGGGGCACAGCCAGCCUCAGGAGGAAUCCAGCGUCCGACCCCACCUGGAAGUUGCCGGACUCGCUUUUCGGCCUCGGCCUCCGCAGGAUACUCGGUGCAGCUGGACGCUCUGCACUUCUCGACUUUCGAGGACAACGCCCUGACGGCGAUGAUGGCGCAAAAAAACCUGUCGCCUUCACUGCCCGGUGGCAUUCUGCAGCCAGUGCAGGAGGAAAGUAGCAAAACUUCGCCUCGGUCCCACAGAAGCGAUGGGGAGUUUUCCCCCCAUUCCCAUUACAGUGACUCUGAUGAGGCAAGUUAGGAAAGUGACAGAAACUCUGAAAACAGAGACAGAAACAAAAUCGCCCCUCUCAGUGCGUGGGAAGCCCCGCAGUUAAAGUUCCCCGCACCCUUUUAAUUUUUGCCUUGUGAUGGUCGUUGUUUAGCAACGACUUGGCUUCAGAUGGCAGCUAUGGUUAAUGGUUUGCAAAAAGCCUCCGCUAUUCCAAACUUCCUAACGUUUAAAACUGUUUGAUGAAAACUUGCUAUUAAAGUUGUGUUCUUUGCUCCUUCUGCCCCCCCGACCCCCGUAGUUUAAAAAGGUAUGAUUUUAUGUACCCAUUUAUGGCAUCAUUAUUCUAGUUACCUGCUGCCAAUACGCUGCUAAAACGUCGCAUCUUCUCUGUCGCUGGUUUGUGUUUAACUUAUUUUGUGCCCUGGGUGUCCAUCCCUGUGUGUUGCGCGCACUCAUGUGUGGGAGUUAGUGUUCAGAAGUUAUUUCCCAAAAUGAAGUAUGAAACAAGAGUUAAUGCUUCCAAAUUAAAAAACUUUUGACUCGGGAAUUGUUAAAAAAAAAAACCACAGGGAACUUUUAGUUUUAUAUAUUGUAUAAACAUACCCACUAUGUAUAUCGGAUCGCGAAAAUGUUGGCGUCUUUUAGGAAACUUGGCGCACGCACUUUAUCAGUCGCUACUGCUGCGGCUCUGGGACAAACACUGCCAACUGCAGACCAGUUUUGUGUUUGUUUGUUUGUUUGUUGUUCUUUUUUAAAACGGCCAUUUAUAAUCCUUAAGCUCUUUGCAAGUGUUUAAAAAAUGCAAAUAAAAAAACACACCCGGUAGUGUCAAAAGCAUUGUUUUUCUUGGUUAAUGUUAGAAAAUUUAUUUAUUAUUGAUUGUUUGCUACCAUUUCUACUUACCUUGAUUCAUUUUUUAUGUUUUCUACUCGAGAUCAUUUUAUUUUAAUUUAGCAAAGCCAACUGCCAUUGUUUUAUGUAUUUCCUUUUGCAAAUGAUAAAAAUAAACGUGCAAAUAAC
This is a messenger RNA of Manis pentadactyla (Chinese pangolin), 2259 nucleotides long. It is a transcript of the gene ATOH1, whose product is annotated as atonal bHLH transcription factor 1. The coding region runs from base 199 to 1266 and encodes 355 amino acids. The transcript has a single exon. Lineage: Eukaryota; Metazoa; Chordata; Mammalia; Pholidota; Manidae. The record is from RefSeq and is a predicted model, not a curated record. Gene Ontology annotation, molecular function: protein dimerization activity.